AUGUUUGAGCUCAACGAUGAGGAAGAGUUGGCCCUGUCCGAUGAGGAAGAACCAGAAGACCACGAUGGUCCAACACCCGACCCCCUGACCCGUCGCCUGCAAUUCUUGGAGAAACAAAGUUCGUUGAUGGUGAAGCUGAUGUCCAAGCUACCGGGAGCACCUAUAUCGGUGGAGACCGAGCCGAUCAACGGUAUAAAAAACUGUGAUGUCAAGACAGCUAUCGAAGCCUUCAAAAGAGGUCUCAUCCCUAAUUCUGAGUUGUACCGGGAGAUCACCAAAUAUCCAUGUGCGGCGUUCGAAGAGGCUAGAUCUAAAGCUUGUGCCCAGAUGCGCUUGGAUGACGACGAAGCAACCCGGACGACAAAACCACGAUCAACAGGGGGCAGCAACAACAGACGAUCGUACACCCCGAGGAACAACAGUUGGCGACAACAACCAUACAAUCGGCAAAACCAGGUACAAAAUUUCAAUCAAUAUAAUGGAGGUCGCAUAUCUGUUAAAGCGGGGGCACUUAAAAGAGCUGCUGAGCGACUAGGGCUAGGAGACCUACAACAAGGAGAAGACCAACUAGGCCAACCCAACGCCAAUCACCGAUCAGAGCCACCGCAUUACAAUAAAGUGGUAAAUGUUAUUUCUGGUGGUUCAAAUAUGUGUGGACUAACCUCUUCUGCAGCUAAAAAGAUAAACAUGGGAGAUCCUAGAGCCGUCAAAGAGGGGAAAACCGAGAAUGAGACUGCACUCGACAAAUAUCUUAUAGCCAUGUCGAUAACCUUUGACGACUCAGAUUCAGUCGACGCACACCAGGAACAUCACGAAGGAUUAGUAAUAGCGCUUCCCAUCGGCAACACCCUGAUCAAAAGGAUACUAAUCGACAACGGGAGUUCUGCAAACGUGCAAGCUUUGCAAGAAAUGAGGCUGGCCGAGAAGAACAUAGUCAGAAGGUCAACAAUUUUUGUAAGGAUUAGUGGAGAGUUGAUGCGCACAGUAGCGGAGAUAUCUUUGCCUACAUACGCAGAAGGCGUCAACAUAAUGACCAAGUUCAACGUCGUAGACUGCCCGUCAGCAUACAAUGUCAUUUUGGGGAGACCUUAG
Molecule: messenger RNA, 1092 nt
Organism: Spinacia oleracea (spinach)
Lineage: Eukaryota; Viridiplantae; Streptophyta; Magnoliopsida; Caryophyllales; Amaranthaceae
Exons: 3
Coding region: 1-1092 (363 amino acids)
Source: RefSeq, a predicted model, not a curated record